AAAUACUCAUCACCAAUUUGGAUGAAUGUAAAAACAUUAUCAUGUGGAAAGGGAUUUAAAACACAUUCUUUUUUGAGUGAUAAAUCUAAUCAUGAACAUACUAGUGUGAGCUCCGAUGAAGAAUAUUUGCAAAUGAGAAAGGAAGAAUUAAAGCAAUUUCAACAAAAGUAUCCGAAUGUAUUGCCAACACUUUAUCCAAAUCAUUUUGCUUUAACUAGUAACAUUAAAGAGUACAAGGAAAAAUAUGAUUAUCUUCAACCUAGUGAAAAAUUGAAGGAUGUUGAGGAAUGUAUUGCUGGAAGAAUUAUCAGUAAGAGAAAGGCAAGCUCUAAACUUUUUUUCUAUACAAUUAGAACUAAUAAUGAUCAUUCCCUUCAUCAAGUUCAAAUUAUGACUGGCUCCGAAUAUUAUGAUGAAAGUAAUAGAACUACUGAUGAAACCAAUUUCUCUCUAAUUAAUACCAUCCUAAGAAAAGGUGACAUUAUAGGAAUUAAAGGAUUUCCAGCCAAAUCCGGCAAGGGUGAAUUGAGUAUUAUUCCAAAACAAAUUACAUUACUCAGCCCAUGCUUGCAUCAACUUCCUCACAAGGUUUCUUACUCCGAAGGCACUUCCCUUGAUGAUAUUGAAAAGAGAUUUAGAUAUAGAUAUUUGGAUUUAUUAACAAAUCACGAAGAGCUUUACAAUAUAUUUUUAAUUAGAAAUAAGACUAUGAGUUUUAUCAGAAACUUUUUUACCAAUAAGGGUUUCCUCGAAGUUGAAACUCCUAUUCUCAGUGAAAAGAGUGGUGGCGCCAACGCUAAACCUUUCGAAACUCAUUUGAAUGCCCUCGAUAUGGAUUUAAAGUUGAGAAUUGCCCCAGAAUUAUACUUGAAACAAUUAGUUAUUGGUGGUAUGGACAGAGUGUUUGAAUUGAGUAAAGUUUUUAGAAAUGAAGGAAUGGAUUCUACACACAAUCCUGAAUUCACCAGCUGUGAAGCUUAUCAAGCAUUUGCUGAUUAUAAUGAAAUGAUGGAUAUGACUGAAGAGUUUUUCAGACAAAUUGUUACAGAAAUCAAUGGCUCACCUAUUCUCAAAGUUGAUGAUAUCGGAGAGAUUGACUUUAGUAAGCCUUUCAGACGUGUUUCUUUUAUUGAUUCGAUUGAGGAACAUAUUAAGGAAAAACUUCCAUUGCCUACUGACCCAGACGCAGUCAACAAAUUAUUAGAUAUCUGCAAGAAACACAAGGUUAAAUAUUCAACAGAAAAAGUUAAUUAUGGAUACCUGUUAGACAAGUUGCUUGGUACCUUUGUUGAGCCUGAAUGUGUUCAACCAACAUUUAUCAUGGACCAUCCUGUUGAUUUGAGUCCACUUUCUAAAUCUCACAGAGAUAGUUCACUUAUCACUGAAAGAUUUGAACUUUUCAUUGGAACAAAGGAAUUGUGUAAUGCCUACACUGAAUUGAACGAUCCAGAAGAUCAAAGAGAAAGAUUCAGAAAACAACAAGAAAAGAAGAAGCAAGACGAUGAAGCACAUGAAAAUGAUGAAGCUUUCUGUAAAGCUCUCGAAUAUGGAUUGCCUCCUACAGGUGGUUGGGGUAUUGGUGUUGAUAGACUGGUAAUGCUCUUGUCUAAUCAAAAAUCAAUCAGAGAUGUCUUGUUAUUCCCAAUGCUCAAGCCAAAGAAUGUUUCAAAGGAUUAAAUUAUUAUUUAUU
Naegleria gruberi is the source of this 1690-nucleotide messenger RNA. RefSeq names its product lysyl-tRNA synthase. The transcript has a single exon. The coding region runs from base 22 to 1677 and encodes 551 amino acids. Gene Ontology annotation, biological process: lysyl-tRNA aminoacylation. Gene Ontology annotation, cellular component: cytoplasm; cytosol. The record is from RefSeq and is a predicted model, not a curated record. Lineage: Eukaryota; Heterolobosea; Eutetramitea; Acrasida; Naegleriidae. Gene Ontology annotation, molecular function: tRNA binding; ATP binding; lysine-tRNA ligase activity.